CGCUACACGGGAUGCGGAGUUUGGUUAGAAGAGAGAAGAGGGUUAGUCAGUUUUACGGGACUGAUUACAUCCGCAAAAAUGGUCGAGGCUUUCUGCGGAACAUGGAAACUGGUGGACAGUCGGAACUUUGAUGACUACAUGAAAGCACUAGGAAUUCCUUUUGCCUCAAGACAAGUGGGCAAUGUUACCAAACCAUCAGUAAUAAUCAGCAUGAAUGGGGAUAGAGUGGUAAUUAAAACCCAGAGCAGAUUCAGGGUCACUGAAGUCUCAGGCAAACUCGGAGAGGAGUUUGAUGAGACUACAUCUGACGACCGAAAAGUAAAGUCUACCCUUACCAUGGAGGGAGACAAAUUUGUGCAUACACAGAAGUGGGAUGGGAAAGAGACCACAUUGAUUAGAGAAAUCAGGGAUGGAAAGAUGGUGAUGCAUCAUGAAGGUCCUUAUCUGGAUUGGGGAACUGAUGUGCUGAGACAGAACUGCCACUAUGAGUCUGGAUCGCUGAAGCAUCCAGCAGCCAGCCUCCCUCAGAUGAGUCCAUUAAAAUUCAUUAAUCCUCUUCUCCCAAGGCAGCCACAAUCCUUUAGAUAAAUCUUUUAAAAUAACAUUGUUGUGGUAUGGUGCUUGUCAGUAAAUCACAAUAGAUGGCCUUUCAGAUAUCUCGCUACCACUGCAUUAGACCUUUUGGCUCCCGUUUUCUCUUAAAACAAAUCUGCUUAUUUGUUUUUUUUAACAACUUUUGUUUAGAAAAUUUGGCAAAUGUAUGGUGCCCAAAAUAGUUAUCAGCAUUUGCUGAAUUUUUGGUAAAUUGUAACACAUAAUCUCCAGAGCCAGGAGCCUUUCCUAAUACACGAGACAAAAAAAUAAAGCCUCAAUAACAAAAUCUGGCUUCGAGUCUUUGGAAUCCAAACAAGAACCACAAGACAGUGAAGCUGUGCUCAAAUGGUCAUUACAACUGGAAUGUCUUCAGCACUUAAAUUAUCAAUCUCUCAUAAAUGCGAUCACUUUGCAAUUCAAACAGCUCUUCCAAACACAGGCUUGAUUCUUUUGAGGUGUGGUGUCACUUUACACUCAAGACUAUUGAAAUGUAGGAGUUAAUGUUGAACUUCCCACCCGACUCCCACGGACAACGCACACGCGUUGACCUUACCCAAGUCCAAAAUCUGACGUUUUGUUCCACCAACAAAGGCAAGUACAAGAGGAGCAUCACUUGAAGCUGUGUCCCAUUUGGAUGAAAUACGACAAACGCUGCUCUGUCUGCUGGAUUUUCUACGACAUGGACAAUCUCCUCCUUAUGGCUGCCAUUCUCUGGAUAGUUACAACAUUUGCUUGUGUCAGACAACCGAGUUCAUUCAGUGUAUCAACAGCAGGACAAUGGGCACAUUUCACUUGGCCACAAGAUUACGAGCACAAUGAAACGCAGUGUUAAAGCUUUCAAAGCGCUCUUCUAGCGCUGGAUGAACAGAGUGGGUUAUAAAACCCACAGCUGAGCUUCAUACAGUACGUGGUUUAAGCCUAGCUGUGUUUUAGCGUCACAGUGUUCACAGUUGAGUGUGUUGAGUCAUGCUGUUAAAUAACUGAGACCAUUGUAAUUAUCCGUUCAGUCAGCUUGAUUUGGGCAUCUUACACUGACACUUGGGAAAUAAAGAAAAUUGGAGUAUCAGAGAAACCAGGAAAUAGUAGCGCAUUUGUCUGAAUUUGGGAUCUGUUGAUGAAUAUUUCCAAAUGUUGUUUCAGAGGGUGGUUCUUAAUCAUUUACCAACAUGAUGGUAAAUGUGUUCGUUUGGUGAAAAUAUCCUUUGUAUUUUUACCAAAGGAUGCUGGAAAUACAUUAGCUGAACUUAAACUAACUCAAUUCAACACAAAUCAAUAAAAUGGGCCAUGGAGUCUGCAGGUGACUCAGUAAACCAGGAGGAAAGAAAUAAUCACAACUUCUUCUGACAAUUUUGUCUUAAAAGUCUCAAAAUCUUAGAUUAUUAAAGUGAAAAUUUGUAGAUGGCCUCCUUAACUUCACUCUAAUUAAACUGAGUGAACAACGGCAACAAAAUGACAUGAAUAAGUUGACCACAGAGGCUUUAGCAGAUGACAAUAUGAGUCAAGAGAUGAUCAAUUUAUACUUUACAGCAUUAUUAUUGACAAAAAGCUAUGAGAGAAAGUCCUUAAGCAUCCCCAAUGUGACUAAUAGUGUUUUCAUGACAGAAAAUAUUUCCAAACAGCCAACUUUGUUGUCCUCCUAGGAAAUGAAAAAGCAUCUGAUCUUUCUUUCAUCCAGCGGACCAGCGGUGUUCAGUAGUAGUUGAGUGAGGGCUAGGAAAACGUUACAGACAAAAUUGCCCAUCUUAUAGGUUGGAAAAAAUGUAGUUGCCUUCUUUGCAGCCAGUCUCAAGUGAUUUCACACACACAUUGCAACCUCCUUUAAUGAGGGAGUUGUUAGAGUCUUAGAAACUACAGAACACAGAGAUAGUUAUUAGCCUUCCAUGCUAAUGUCAGUUAGCCUGAUCACUCUUCAUGUCAAGCAAUUCCCAAUAGCUUUCCAGUUUGCUUAUGUUGGGUCUAAUUUUAUUCUCACAUCCAAGUUCUGAAUUUAGAGGUAACAACAUAAGUAGCCACCAACACUUAUCCCUGUUUCACUGUUCAAAUGGGUACUUAUAGAAAAACAUCAG
Molecule: messenger RNA, 2660 nt
Organism: Gambusia affinis (western mosquitofish)
Lineage: Eukaryota; Metazoa; Chordata; Actinopteri; Cyprinodontiformes; Poeciliidae
Product: fatty acid-binding protein, brain-like
Exons: 4
Coding region: 79-588 (169 amino acids)
Biological process (GO): fatty acid transport
Cellular component (GO): nucleus; cytosol
Molecular function (GO): fatty acid binding
Source: RefSeq, a predicted model, not a curated record